Messenger RNA from Populus euphratica (Euphrates poplar), 1472 nucleotides. RefSeq names its product zinc transporter 11 precursor (gene ZIP11). The transcript has 3 exons. NCBI's taxonomy places the organism in Eukaryota, Viridiplantae, Streptophyta, Magnoliopsida, Malpighiales, Salicaceae. Gene Ontology annotation, cellular component: membrane. The record is from RefSeq and is a predicted model, not a curated record. Gene Ontology annotation, molecular function: zinc ion transmembrane transporter activity. Gene Ontology annotation, biological process: zinc ion transmembrane transport. The coding region runs from base 222 to 1253 and encodes 343 amino acids.
GUCAGAAGACUUUUCAAGGGUAAAAGAUGACCUGUCUUGUAGUACUUUGUCCUCUUAAAGUACUAUACUGGAAAUUUAUUCAUUUCUUUGCAGUACAAGCUUCUACCACACCAGCUGUGUCCUACAUAACCUUGUACUAUUUUACUUGUCAUUUCCUCGACAAAUGCUAAUCUUUGUUUAGCCGAGGCUACGUUUUGGAGCUAUCCAUUAUUUCUUGCCCAAUGUCUCGCUCUCUCUUCUCCCUUUUUAUCCUCCUCUCUCUCCUCCUUCUAACAGCCGGGCACAGUGGCCACAGCGACGACGCCGACGCCGAUGCCCCAAAAAUUAAUCUCCGUUCGACAUCCUUAAUCCUGGUUAAGAUAUGGUGCUUGAUAUUGAUCUUUAUUGGCACUUUCAUUGGUGGGGUGUCCCCCUACUUUUUGAAGUGGAACGAGGGGUUCUUGGUGUUAGGGACUCAGUUUGCUAGCGGUGUGUUUCUGGGGACUGCUUUGAUGCACUUCUUGAGCGAUGCAAAUGAGACCUUUGAGGAUUUGACAGAAAAGGAGUACCCUUUUGCUUUCAUGUUGGCCUGUGCUGGUUAUUUGUUGACUAUGCUUGCGGAUUCUAUCAUUUCUUACGUUUAUAGCAAAGAGGUGGCCAGCCAGGCUAAUGGUGGCGAUGUAGAGCGUCAAGGGGGUGUUCUGCAGGGAAAAAGAAGCCACACCAGCAGUUCCCAGUCACAUUUUCAGAUGCACAAUGGUAUAGAUGCUGCCUCUGCAAAGUCCACACUCGCAACUACCAGUUCAUUAGGGGAUAGCAUUUUGUUAAUAUUUGCGUUGUGUCUCCACUCUGUCUUCGAGGGCAUUGCAAUAGGAGUUGCAGAGACAAAAGCUGAUGCCUGGAGAGCUUUAUGGACUAUCACUUUGCAUAAGAUAUUUGCAGCAAUCGCAAUGGGUAUAGCUCUCCUUCGAAUGAUCCCAGAGCGCCCCUUUGUAUCAUGUGUUGCCUAUGCUUUCGCAUUUGCCAUUUCAAGUCCAGUUGGUGUGGCCAUUGGGAUUAUAAUAGAUGCCACAACUCAGGGUGCUGUGGCAGACUGGAUCUUCGCCAUUUCAAUGGGACUGGCAUGUGGUGUGUUCAUCUACGUAUCAAUUAACCAUCUUUCAACCAAGGGUUAUUGUCCCCAGAGAUCAGUUUUAGUCGAUACACCGUUUUACAAGUUCCUAGCUGUAUCAUUGGGUAUUGGGGUAAUUGCUGUUGUGAUGAUAUGGGACUAAAAACAAAGGAGGGAAGAUGCCUAUUUGGAUGUCUGCUGUUUUUGGGUCCACAUGAGUGCAGAGCAUGGGUGGUAGAAUACAAGCACGAUCUAUAGGUACAAGCAUCAUUAAAGAUUUUUGAUGGUGUGGAUCUACCCUUAAAUGUAUAAUGAUACAGGUAAUAGAUUCAUAAUCCAAUACAUGGAUUGAAAGGGUGAAUAUUAUAGUGGAACUUGAGUA